AUGUCAAGACCAUCUGCUCGUGCAUUUUCUCACGCAGGUCAGAAGAAUGUGCAUGGCUAGAAAAAAAGCGUUUUCCUAAGUAAUGCAUUUUAGAGCAAUCCCUAAAAUCGAGCAUUUACUUUGGUUGAAACCUCUACUGAUACAAGGGAUUAGUCUACCUAAAGAGUCAUUGGUGGUAACUAUUAACAGCAGCAAAACAGAAAUAUGAGUUUGGAUACAGUUAAACCAAACGAAAGAGGAAAAGUGCUAUUCGCUUCGAUGUUUUCCCUAAUGAUGAUUCAGACACUCUUUUUGAAUGUAGAAAAUAUACUCCCUACUUGGAUUCCUGAAAAUAUCCCUAGUAUGACUGCUCUUUAAAUAUCCUUUAUUAUGAGUGCAUUUGAAGUCUCUUAGCUGGUGUUCUCUCCUUUUAUUGGAAAGAAUUUGGAUAAGGUCGGAAGAAAAAACAUGAUUAUAAUAGGGGAUGUUAUAAUGAUCUGUUCUACAGUUGCAUUAGGAGGAACCUAAUGGCUUCUUGAUGCUAAUACAUACUUGGGAGUUUGUUUAGUACUUAGAUUCGUUCAAGGCAUCGGGGCAGCAAUGGUUUAAACAUCUUGCUAUGCAAUAAUUACUUUUGUAUUUUCAGAUAACAGAGAAAAAUAUAUUGGAAUGGCUGAAGCAGUUUCAGGUAUUGGCUUGAUGAUCGGUCCAGUAGUAGGAGGAUUUUUGUACACCUUGACCAAUUAUUUCUGGACUUUUGCUUUCUUCUCAGCUAUUCUCGCUGCCUCAGGAGUGCUAACUUUAAUUGUAACCCCCAACUCCUUGAAUUCUUCUCUUGGAGAGGAAGAAGAAGGUGUUGACUCUCAAGGGAAUGUAAAAGAAACAAAAAAGGUUACAUUUUCACUAUUUUUGCUUAACAAAAGAUGCGCUUUUGCUUUCAUUUCAACUUCUGUAGUUUGUCUAUUCAUGACAUACUCCUCCUCAUUCUUAACUAAUGUCCUCAAGUACGAUAAGGAUAUUCCGGAGCAAUAUAACGGAUUAAUAUUAGCCUUACCAUGCCUUACAUAUGCAAUCAGCUCCUCUCUUGUUAGUAUGGUUAUGGGAACAUUCCCAAGAAGGCUAUUUAUCUUGCUCGCUUUCUUGCUUCUAGCAGUAGCAAAUCUUAUGAUUGGCCCUUCAUUGAUGCUAGAUUUUCCAGAUACUAAUAAUUUAGUACUAACAGGAAUGGCCCUUUCAGGUGUUGCUUAGGGAUUUAUCUUUAUUCCACUACUUCCGGAUGCUAUUGAUGCAGUAUAUAUUAAGGAGAACAUGAUUGAAGGCUAAAAUGAACAUUUUGAUCAAUUAAUGAAUGAUUAUGUAGCUGGACUAUAUGGCACAUUUUUCUCUAUUGGUCAGAUUAUAGCGCCAAUACUUGGCGGUGCUUUGUAUGAUGCUGUGAAGUUUAGAGAAACGACUGAUUUCAUGGUGCUUGCAUGCAUUGGGUACUCAAUCAUCUACUUUGUAUUUAAUGUUGGAUUCAGAAUUUUCUCCUAAGAAAAGAAGAUCAGAGAGAAGCAAGAUAUCCUCCUGUAAAUGAUAGAAAAUAGAUAGAAUUCUGUAUAAAAUCAUACCGAUGACGAAGAAGAAAUCGAAGACUAUAUUAAAAAGCAAAGAAUGAAAUGGUCUAAGCAAUCAGCAUAAAAAGAUGAAGACAAAACCCUAACUGUUAUUCAGGAAACAUUAUUAGAUUAAUCUAGUAGCAUUAUUUAGCCGAAUCGCAAUAUGAAUAUCAACAACACUCUUACACUAUCUGCUAACGAUGAAUCAAAUAUCCUUAAAAAUAAUAGUACCAAAAUAGCAAAGUAUUCACCUCCUAAAAAUGAUAAUAAGAAAUGA
Stylonychia lemnae is the source of this 1854-nucleotide messenger RNA. Lineage: Eukaryota; Ciliophora; Spirotrichea; Sporadotrichida; Oxytrichidae. The record is from the annotation of a GenBank genome assembly.